Messenger RNA from Dinoponera quadriceps, 1348 nucleotides. Its product is annotated as coiled-coil domain-containing protein 94. The record is from RefSeq and is a predicted model, not a curated record. NCBI's taxonomy places the organism in Eukaryota, Metazoa, Arthropoda, Insecta, Hymenoptera, Formicidae. The transcript has 2 exons. Gene Ontology annotation, cellular component: U2-type catalytic step 1 spliceosome. Bases 178 to 1248 code for a protein of 356 amino acids. Gene Ontology annotation, biological process: mRNA splicing, via spliceosome.
CCACUGACCGCUGACGUAGAAGAUAGGCCUCGACGUAGUCUAUAGCCACAACUGAGAAGAACGAUCAUCGACGUAACCUAAAAUCAACAUCAGCUAUCUCCGUUGCUCGAAAUACUUGGAGGAGAUAUUCGCAUGUACUUUAUUGAAUUCUACAGUGUUGAAGUGUGAAACUGCAAAAUGUCGGAGCGCAAAGUAUUGAACAAAUACUACCCGCCGGACUUCGAUCCGUCGAAGAUCCCGCGCAUGAAAUUGGCGAGAAAUCGCCAAUAUACCGUACGAUUGAUGGCGCCGUUUAAUAUGAGAUGCAAAACAUGCGGUGAAUAUAUCUACAAGGGCAAGAAAUUUAAUGCGCGUAAGGAAGACGUCGAGGGCGACGAUUACCUGGGAAUACGCAUUUACAGGUUUUACAUCAAGUGUACACGCUGUCUGCAAGAGAUAUCCUUUAAGACUGAUCCCAAGAACACAGAUUAUGAGAUCGAGGCAGGUGCUACAAGAAAUUUCAUGGCGUUGAAGUUGGCAGAGGAACAAGCACAGAGGGAAGAAGACGAGGAAAAAGAAGAGGAGGCCACUAAUCCAAUGAAACUCUUGGAGAAGAGAACCCUUCAGUCGAAGCAGGAGCUGGAGCUGCUAGAGUCUCUCGAGGAGUUGAAGGAUUUAAAUCGCAGGCAACAGACGAUAGAUUACGAUCAAAUGUUGCAACAAUUUGACACAGAAACUAGUAGACAGCGAACAGAAAAAGAACAAGAAGAAUUAGAUGAACAGUAUAUUAAAUCUGUAUUUGGUAAAAGACAGUUAACGGGGACUGUUGUAGAAGAGGAAAUUGAAGAGAUAGAAGAAGAAGAAGAAAAAGAGAAAGAAGAAAAAGAAGAAAAAGAAGAAGAGGUAAAUAUGGAACCCCCUUCAAAAGUGCCUAAGGUGAGUGAAACAAAUGACAAAGAAUCAGUGAAACCUAAGAUAUCAUUGUGGUCAGGGAAAGCUGGAUUAUCGUCUAGCAAAAAUAAUUCGUCCACUUUAGCUAAAAAAAGCAAUAUCGGCAUAAAGAUAAAUGCGAAGCCGUCACAAAAUAAAAGCGUGUCCGAGAGCGUGGUUUCUACCGAUAAUGAAAAAGUCCCGCAGUCGAACGAGACGCAAGACACUCCAACGAGUACCUCGAAUACAGCAAGUACAGGCACUAAGUCAGAUAACACAGGCAAUAGUCUUUCGCUGUUAGGUACGUAUUCAGGUAGUAGCGAUAAUGAUAGCGAAUAAUAGAGAGAAAUAUAAGCUAUAAUAUAUUUCGGAGAUGUACAGAUUUGUAUGCGACAAGGUAAACAUUGUGAUACAAAAUAAAGGAGAUCUACAAAUAGGA